UUUCAGUGUGUGAGUCAAAAGUGGAGGUCUGCAGCUCGGCUACAUUUUAUGGGAAAGUCAGUUUCCCACCAUUGUGUCCACGGCGGUUGCCAGACAUUGACAGGGCUUGUAGGCUGUGUGUGUAUGUGUGUAGAACAGACGCUGCUGGUUUCAAAGAGCAGCACAGGAAGAGGCAGAGUUCAGAUCGUGUUGGAGCCUCUGAGGUGAAGACAGGCAGCUCCUCCAGAGCUGCGAGUGUCUGGCUGCUUUUCUGGACUGUUCCUGUUUUUUUUCAUGUUGCCAUCCUUUGGUUGUGGAUUGUUGGCCUCCUGCUUUUGAUUUUGAGCGUGGCGGUUUCCCCGGUGUGGCCUAGCCGGAGGUGCUAGUGGCAGUGGUGAGCUACAGGGCUGCAUGCCAUGGGCUGUGUCUUCUCCCUGCCAGAGGACAGGAGAGAUGCUGCUGAGAGAGCACCCACCACUAGAGAGACGAGUUUCAUUGAAAAAAUGAAGAAAACGGGUAAGAACAUCAUUGUUUUCUAUGGCUCCCAGACGGGCACAGCAGAGGAAUUUGCCAACAGACUUUCCAAAGAUGCUCAGCGUUACGGCAUGAAAGGAAUGGCUGCUGAUCCAGAAGAGUAUGACAUGGGUGAAAUGUCUCGUCUGUCUGAGAUCACAAACUCCCUCGCCAUUUUCUGCAUGGCCACCUAUGGUGAAGGAGACCCCACAGAUAACGCCCAGGACUUCUAUGACUGGCUGCAGGAAAAUGAUGAUGAAGACCUCUCUGGACUAAACUACACUGUAUUUGCCCUGGGCAACAAGACAUAUGAACACUACAAUGCAAUGGGAAAGUAUGUCGAUAAAAGGCUGGAAGAACUCGGGGCUAAACGCAUCUUUGACCUUGGCCUGGGAGAUGACGAUGGAAAUCUAGAGGAAGAUUUCAUUUCAUGGCGAGAGCAGUUCUGGCCGGCUGUCUGCGAGCACUUUGGAGUGGAAGCUCUAGGAGAUGAAUCAAGUAUACGACAGUAUGAGCUGAAGGAGCACACCGACAUCAACAUGAACAAGGUGUACACAGGAGAGAUCGGCCGUCUGAAGAGCUUUGAGGUCCAGAAGCCACCCUUUGAUUCCAAGAAUCCUUUCCUGGCCCCAGUCACUGUCAACCGAAAACUCAACAAGGCCGGUGACAGACAUCUUAUGCACCUGGAAUUAGACAUAACUGGCUCCAAGAUCAGAUACGAGUCAGGAGACCACGUUGCUGUUUUCCCCACCAACGACUCUGGAUUAGUGAACAGGCUGGGACAAAUCCUUGGAGUGGACCUUGAUGUGGUUAUCUCCCUCAACAACCUUGACGAGGAGUCCAACAAGAAGCAUCCGUUCCCUUGCCCCACCACCUACCGCACAGCUCUCACUCACUACUUGGACAUCACACACCCUCCCCGCACGAACGUCCUGUAUGAGCUGGCUCAGUAUGCCUCUGACCCCAAAGAUCAGGAAAACAUGCGCAAGAUGGCUUCCUCCUCACCUGAGGGCAAGGCUCUUUACCAGAGUUGGGUGUUGGAUUCUUGUCGAAACAUCCUCGCCAUCCUGGAGGAUUUGCCUUCUUUGAAACCACCCAUUGAUCACCUGUGUGAGCUGCUCCCUCGCCUGCAGGCUCGCUAUUAUUCCAUCGCCUCCUCCUCUAAGGUUCAUCCAAACAGUAUCCACAUCUGUGCCGUAGUGGUAGAGUACGAGACUAAGACUGGACGUAUCAAUAAGGGAGUUGCUACAAACUGGCUGAAGAACAAACUGGUCACUGACAAUGGCCACAAGUCCACUGUCCCCAUGUACAUCCGCAAGUCCCAGUUCCGCCUGCCCUUCAAAGCCACCAACCCGGUGAUUAUGAUCGGCCCUGGGACAGGAAUCGCUCCUUUUAUGGGCUUCAUCCAAGAGAGGGGCUGGUUAAAACAGCAAGGAAAGGAGGUUGGUGAGACGUUGAUGUACUUUGGCUGCAGACAUAAGAACGAGGAUUACAUUUAUCAGGAGGAGCUAGAGGAGGCAGAAAAGAACGAGGUCCUCACAAAACUUCAUGUCGCCUUCUCCAGAGACCAGGAGCAUAAGAUAUACGUGCAGCACCUCUUGAAGAACAAUAAGGAGGACAUCUGGAGGCUGAUUCACUCAGAAAAUGCUCAUAUCUACGUCUGCGGGGAUGCAAGAAACAUGGCUAAAGACGUCCAGACGGUCUUCCACGAGAUUGCUGAAGAACUGGGCGGAAUGACCCGCACUCAGGCUACAGACUACAUCAAGAAACUGAUGACCAAGGGACGCUACUCACAAGACGUCUGGAGUUAAAGAGCCUCAGACUCUGCCUCAGUGUCACUAACGAGUGGUGGUUUUUAAAUUGUCUGUUUUUUACUGUAUGUCUUGUUUUAUCAGGACUAAAUAUGGAAAACCAUCAAACACUUGUUCAUCACCCUGGUUCAUGAGUUGAUGAGGCAAAUCCUACCUCAGUCGGUUGUGUUCAGCAAACCCAUUCAGUAACUGUAUUUGCAUUGUACAAAUGUUAGGUAUCAGGACCACCAGUCUGUGUCUGCUGGGGUUCUAACAACAGUUACUCUGUCUGGUUUCAUUCAGAGUCUCUGAUGUAAAUGAAUGAAUUGGUAUUGUUGAGUAUUUAACUACAGCUGUUGGUGCUUGCAGAUCAGAUGUACGAACCAGCUUGUACUGAAAUUCCUCAAUCAUAAAAGCCUACUUUAUAAUAAUGCAGAUAAAUUUUGAUUGUUUUUAUGUAAAUGAGUCAUCAUUUCAGCUGUACAGCUUUUUUAAAUGAUGACAAACUUUAAGUGGAGAGUAAAUCUGUUUUGUGGGCUUAGGGCUUUGGAUGUACAAAGUAUAAUCCCAAUGUGAACAUGAAGAUUAAAAAUGUGUUGAUAAUCUCUUUCAGUUUGAUGAACGGCAAAGCAGAUAAUAUUGUGCCGUAUAAGUAAAUAUUACAAGUACUGCAGGUGCUUUCUCAUGUUCCUCUCUGAUGUGAUUGUAUUGCUUUUGAAGUUCUAAAAAUGCAUUGAAUAUUUUAGACACAAGAAAACAGGAGGAAAAUAUUCUGAUGGUGUCUCAGGCAUCAUACUGUAAGUACUAUCAUGCCUAGCUUACUUUUUUGACUAGAGAUUUUCUUCCUUAUGCAUUAGUUCGGCUUUACUUAAACAGUAACCUCUGGAGUCAUAAAAGUGAUGCAAAGGGGAAGAUAAUUUUUAGAAAAAACAUGAUAUCAUGUGCUUUGCGUUGUGUUUCCCCAAAAGCCUGCCAUCAAACAUGAUGAUUCUGUAAACUGUGAUAUUUGUAAAUUGUUCAAACGAAUGUUGGCCUUGAAACCAGAUCUGAAGGUUGUCUAUUUGAUGCACCUGUCAGCAGAGGAUUAUGACAUGGGUCUGGCAUGCAGCAGUAACACUAAGGACAUGUGACACCCACCUCUGUCUGAUUGUUAUAUGUAUGUCUUUUUUGUUGUUUAAAUCUUAUAUUUUCCAAUCACAUAUGCAUAUGGAGAAGAUGAAUAGUGGCUCAUAUCCCAGCACUAUGGUGUGAAUAUGGAAAGUUUGAGAAAGUUGAAAGAAAAGUGAAAGGGCAGCCUGUGCCUUUUAACAUUGCUUAUAUUUUAAGUUAGCAUUUAAACCCUGACACUUCACUGCCUUCUAACAGUUUUCUUUUUCCCAAUUUUACAUGUUAAUAGAAAGUACUUUACAUAGUACUGUCACUUUUUUAUUCAUUCCACUUUGUUUUGUAAUUUUACAGUUUUAUCAAAGCAUGUCUUUUUUAAUGAAUAAAGUUGAAAUAAUCUGUAAAUUUGACUUUUGUGAUUAGUUUUGUAAAAUAUGCUUUUUUACCAUCAGUGGCUGUUGGGUUCGGAUGUAGUUUUAUAAACGUUAUUUUUGGGUGUUUAA
Messenger RNA from Cheilinus undulatus (humphead wrasse), 3889 nucleotides. RefSeq names its product P450 (cytochrome) oxidoreductase b (gene porb). NCBI's taxonomy places the organism in Eukaryota, Metazoa, Chordata, Actinopteri, Labriformes, Labridae. Gene Ontology annotation, cellular component: cytosol. Gene Ontology annotation, biological process: response to hormone. The record is from RefSeq and is a predicted model, not a curated record. The transcript has 15 exons. Bases 396 to 2303 code for a protein of 635 amino acids. Gene Ontology annotation, molecular function: FMN binding; flavin adenine dinucleotide binding; NADPH-hemoprotein reductase activity.